Carcharodon carcharias (great white shark) is the source of this 4037-nucleotide messenger RNA. RefSeq names its product GA binding protein transcription factor subunit beta 1 (gene gabpb1). The record is from RefSeq and is a predicted model, not a curated record. Gene Ontology annotation, molecular function: transcription cis-regulatory region binding; protein binding. Gene Ontology annotation, cellular component: nucleus. Gene Ontology annotation, biological process: positive regulation of transcription by RNA polymerase II. The transcript is spliced from 11 exons. NCBI's taxonomy places the organism in Eukaryota, Metazoa, Chordata, Chondrichthyes, Lamniformes, Lamnidae. The coding region runs from base 148 to 1494 and encodes 448 amino acids.
GUGCUCACCCUCACCCUCCGCGGUCCGCUUUGUGCUCGCUCCUUCCGCGGGGCCUCCUCCCGCCAGCGGCCCGGCCUGAGCGACCGAGCGGCACCCCCACCCCCAACUCCCACCCCCCCGGCCUGAGCGACCGCACCGACCGUCGAGAUGUCUCUAGUGGAUUUGGGGAAAAAGCUUUUAGAAGCUGCACGAGCAGGACAGGACGAUGAGGUCCGUGUCUUAAUGUCCAAUGGUGCUCCCUUUACAACAGACUGGCUGGGAACAUCACCCCUUCACCUGGCAGCUCAGUAUGGUCACUAUUCAACAGCAGAGGUGCUGCUUCGAGCUGGAGUGAGCCGGGAUGCGAGGACCAAAGUGGACAGAACGCCUCUGCAUAUGGCAGCAUCAGAGGGCCAUACAAACAUUGUAGAGGUACUUGUAAAGAAUGGAGCAGACAUAAAUGCGAAGGAUAUGCUUAAGAUGACAGCCCUUCACUGGGCAGUGGAGCAUAGUCACCAAGAUGUGGUUGAGCUUUUGAUAAAAUAUGGAGCUGAUGUUCACACACCAAGUAAAUUCUGUAAGACAGCCUUCGAUAUUGCAGUGGAUAACGAGGAUGAAGAAUUGAUUUUACUGCUUCAGAGGGCAAUGCAGAACCAGAUUAAUACAAAUACAGACAGCUCUGAUGCAAUCACAGUACACAGUGCUGCCCCACAGUUCAUUAUUGGACCUGGAGGAGUGGUCAACCUAACUGGACUAGUUUCCACUGGUACAACAAAGGCAUCAGACUCUUCGGGUAUUUCUACGGUGCAGUUUGGGAAUUCCUCUACAUCAGUGUUGGCUACAUUAGCUGCUUUGGCAGAGGCAUCAGCACCAUUGACACAUACAACUGAAGCACCAGCGAGGAAUUACAGAAGGGCUUGCUUUUCGUUUACGAAUACCAGAGUUUGGAAUGAUGAGGACAACUAUAUGCCUGCUGUUUCAGAACUGAAUGGACCCCACUUUGAGACAGUUGCCACAGAAGAAGUAGUAACAGCAGACUCGGUGGAUAGUGCUAUUCAACAAGUUGUCAGCAGUGGCGGUCAGCAAGUGAUUACCAUAGUAACUGAUGAUAUUCAACUGAGCAACCUACAGGCAGCCAGUGAUGGCGUGAAUCAGCCAAUUAUUGUCACUAUGCAGGCUGGACAACAAGUUUUGACUGUUCCAGCAACUGACAUUGCUGAAGAGACUGUGGUUACUGAGGAACCAUUGAUGAAAAGGCGGUGUGUGGAGGUAAUUGAAAAUCACGCAGGCACCACAGAAAUCGAAAUACAAGAGGGUUCUGGCCCGGAAACCUGCACUCUGCACAUGGUGGAAUUUUCAGAGGAGAAAGAAGUGUUGCAGAAACAGCUGGAAGAAGCGAAUCGGGAGGCACAGAAAUACAGACAGCAGCUUUUGGAAAAAGAGCAGGAGGCAGAAGCCUACAGGCAGAAGCUGGAGGCCUUUGGCCAUCUGCACUCAAACAAAAAGGUGCAUUAAGUUGUCAGGCGGAAAUGAAAAGGUAGACUCACAUCACAAACUAUUCCUUGGUUGCAAAGCCUAUGGGAAGGAUGACCAUCUCUGAUAAACAACCCCAGGGCAUUGAGAUCUGCAAAUUAAAGCACACGUCAAAAAAUUGUGCUUCUGGUCUUGAAAUCCAGAUAGUGACUCAACUGCAGUCAAAUAAUGUAGAGAAGGAUGGGAUAGGAGGGUGAGACGAGCUGAGUCGGUGAGACUGUAUUCUAUAUAUUUCAGCUGAAGUUUGAGUCUGCUGCAAGAGCUAGAAAUCCUCAAUUAUCCACAGUCUUCUAAUUGGCUGAUCUUGGUCAUUUUGUUGUCACUAUAGUGAGAGGUUCUGGUUGUUGUGGGGUUAUCUUUGAAUUUUUUUUAUUGUUAAUUACUGGAUCAGACGUGUAAGAUUCUGCAAAGUAGAAUAUUGUUGUAUAGGCAGAAAAAAAAUGAAAGCAGCCUGCAGAUUAAUACCUUCAGCACAAAUUCUUCAGAUUGAAAUCCAAAUCUGUGAUGGUGAACAGGCAAAAUUUAGAUACAGCCUCCUUUCCACAGUGUGUUGAGAAUGGUUUACCAGGCUGUGCUUUCUGAAGGGAUUGAAGCUUUCAAGAUAUAAAUGUAACUGCAAAAUGAACCAGUAGCUUUUCACAUUCCUGAAAUCGUUCUGAAAGUUCAGAUACCGAAGAUCAGAAAUGAGAGUAAUAAGUCUGGGACUAGUAAAACUCAAAAUCACCACCAGAACUAAUUUAAGAGUAGAAGCUGACACAAAGCUGGUUAAUGUCAUAUUAAAUCCACAUCAAAUAAUCAACAUUCAUAUAUUUAAGCAAAAACAAAAUGCAGAAAAAAAGGACGUUACCAGUGUUUGUAAUUCUUGUAAUGAAUUUUUUUAAUGAGUUGGUUGGACUUGUCCUUUGUCAAACCCGUUAGUGAAGGAAUCCAGGUGAAGGAAUCCAAGCAAACAGAAGAGAUCUCAACAUGGAACAGCACAACGCUAGAAACGCUGCAGGAAGAAAUGACUUGGCUGAUGAGAACAUCACAACCGCCAUAUAAAUCUCUUAAGUCUGUGGUCUGUCGAGGCAAUGCCAUGUUCAGGGAAUGGCAAUAGGUUACGUUAACCAACAUUGUUGCUCCUAAUAUUGACACAUCCCCUCCAUACCAAGGAUGUAUUUCAACCCAAUGUGCUGAGUAUUACAGCAGUUUUUUUUUAAACAAAUUAUACUCAGAAUUUUAAGAAGUAUUGAUUAUACUGUGAGACCAGGAAGAGGGUCGUCUUCCAGUGUUUACACUUCAUUGCCGAAAGUAGAAGUGGAGGAAGAUCCAUCACUCAACCAAGGGCCUUGUUGUGAAAUGCAACUUCAUGUUUGGAUCUGAGAUUGCAGAGUUAGAUCAUUUUCCAUCUGUAUGAAACAGCAUUUCUGCUUCUAGUUUUAGCCAAACACAAUAAUUCUUUGCGUCAGAAUGUGAAAUUGCAGUGCAGGCUGCUGGUGUCUGCAGGUCUCAGUGCUGCAUGGCUGCUGGUGUCUGCAGGUCUCGGUGCUGCAUGGCUGCUGGUAUCAGCGGGUCUCGGUGCUGCAUGGCUGCUGGUGUCGGCAGGUUGCAGCAUUGCGCAGCUGCUGGUGACUGCAGGUCUCAGUGCUGCAUGGCUGCUGGUGUCUGCAGGUCUCGGUGCUGCAUGGCUGCUGGUAUCAGCAGGUCUCGGUGCUGCAUGGCUGCGGGUGUCAGCAGGUUGCAGCAUUGCGCAGCUGCUGGUGACUGCAGGUCUCGGUGCUGCAUGGCUGCUGGUGUCGGCAGGUUGCAGCAUUGCGCAGCUGCUGGUGUCUGCAGGUCUCAGUGCUGCAUGGCUGCUGGUGUCGGCAGGUUGCAGCAUUGCGCAGCUGCUGGUGACUGCAGGUCUCAGUGCUGCAUGGCUGCUGGUGUCGGCAGGUUGCAGCAUUGUGCAGCUGCUAGUGUCUGCAGGUCUCGGCGCUGCAUGGCUGCUGGUGACUGCAGCUCUCGGCGCUGCAUGGCUGCUGGAAGAGCAUGCUUGUAUAUUUUCUUAAUUCAUUAUACUGUAGCUUGUUGAAGAAAUGUAAAUGUAAAAAAAAAUGCUGUUUAUAUUCCACUUGUGCAGCCGAUCAUUGCAUUUCACUGACCUUCAAGAACCGUGAAUUCUUCUGUUGCCUGACCUGAUAUCAAUUGUCCUUUAGAUUCAUAUCCAGUAAUUUUAUUUACUGUUUUGUUGGGGCAUUUUCAUUGAAGGUUGUCACAAUGAGCAUUAGAUUAUUUGCUGGACUGAUAGUGCCGACAUACUGUUUAUGUUAAACAUUGUCAUUUGUUAGCAUGAAAGAGAAAGACUGUGCUCCAACAACUCAUUUCCUCCACUUAUCUGUGUAAAUUGAAAUGUAAUUAGCUACAUUAUAAACUGCAGUGAAUUCAGAGUCUUACCUUAUAGUUUUUUUUUCCCAUUCACGCUAAUCUGGUAAUUAUUAUAAAUGAAGUUGUUGACAAAACGUACACUGUAUAAUUUUCUAUCAAAUAAAAUCUUUCUUAGGUAA